Perca flavescens (yellow perch) is the source of this 1021-nucleotide messenger RNA. RefSeq names its product peroxiredoxin 1 (gene prdx1). Gene Ontology annotation, biological process: response to oxidative stress; cell redox homeostasis; cellular response to stress. The transcript has 6 exons. Gene Ontology annotation, molecular function: thioredoxin peroxidase activity. The record is from RefSeq and is a predicted model, not a curated record. Lineage: Eukaryota; Metazoa; Chordata; Actinopteri; Perciformes; Percidae. Bases 115 to 711 code for a protein of 198 amino acids. Gene Ontology annotation, cellular component: cytosol.
GGUAUAAAUUCCUCAAUCGAGACUGUCAGCUCAUAUACUGUCUAUGGUCAGCUCGUGCACUCUCUUCUCCUGUUUCUGCCGGUGUGGGCUGAUCAAAGCUGAGUUAGACUGAAGAUGGCUGCAGGCAAGGCUCAAAUUGGAAAGCUGGCCCCGGACUUCACAGCUAAGGCGGUGAUGCCAGACGGACAGUUCAGCGACCUGAAGCUGUCUGACUACAGAGGGAAAUAUGUUAUCUUUUUCUUCUAUCCACUGGACUUCACCUUUGUGUGUCCAACUGAGAUCAUCGCUUUCAGCGAUGCAGCCGAAGACUUCAGGAAGAUCGGCUGCGAGAUCAUCGCCGCCUCUGUUGACUCACACUUCUCCCAUUUCGCAUGGACCAACACACCACGAAAGCAGGGCGGUCUGGGUGCCAUGAAGAUUCCCCUAGUAUCUGACACACGGCGCACCAUCUCCACAGAUUAUGGUGUCCUAAAGGAGGAUGAGGGCAUCGCCUACAGGGGUCUGUUCAUCAUUGACGACAAGGGCAUCCUGAGACAGAUCACCAUCAACGACCUCCCAGUUGGACGCUCUGUUGACGAGACUAUGCGUUUGGUCCAAGCCUUUCAGUUCACUGACAAGCACGGAGAAGUCUGCCCAGCCGGCUGGAAACCAGGAAGUGACACCAUCAAGCCUGACGUCCAGAAGAGCAAAGACUUCUUCUCCAAGCAGUAAUAAACCCAAACCCAGAGUCUGCAGCCUGCUGUAGAUUUCAUUUAGAGAUUACAUUUCCAGAGAACAAUAUUUGUCAGCCACUGUGCCUGUGGAGGAGUGGUUAGGAGACAGUUUUUGUAGUCAACAUGAUAUUUUGUCUGUAGAGUGAAUAGUGCACUUAUAACCAAAGUAUAUCAUUGUGUAAUUAUGUUGUGGUAAUGUAUGCUUUUUUCACUGUCGGACUGAGAUAAAUGUCUGGUUGUUCUUUCGUGUCAUAUACCUUACUAUUGUUAGAUGCAAAGGACUAUAAAAACAUUUUUAUUGAAAUGAA